AGCCAACACAUCCGGAGGUGUUGGUGGUGAGGCUGACGUAGUGUUUGUGUCAUCUGGGGGAGUUAUUGGCUGCAUAUUGCUAAUGCUGCGUAACUCAUCUAUCAACAUCAUUUCGCAUGCCAGCUGUUAGGUAUUGCUGAUCACACUUGCUUGUUAAGAGGAGGAUCACGUUGCCGUACGUGGCAUUUUAAGGUGAAAAAAUGUCUGAACGUAAAGUCCUUAACAAAUACUAUCCUCCAGACUUUGACCCAUCUAAAAUUCCUAGGGCAAGAUGUCCAAGGAAUCGCCAGUUUACUGUGAGGUUGAUGGUUCCCUGCAAUAUCAAAUGUUAUACAUGUGGGGAAUAUAUUGCCAAAGGAAAGAAAUUUAAUGCCAGGAAAGAGGAUGUAGAAAACAUGACUUAUCUCGGUGUUCGAAUCUAUCGUUUCUACAUAAAGUGCCCAGGAUGUCUUGCUGAAAUAUCUUUUAGGACAGAUCCAGAGAGCACAGAUUAUGUCAUUGAGGCUGGUGCUCAUCGCAAUUUCCAAGCAUUAAAGUUGGCAGAGGAACAAGCAGCGAGAGAGGAGCGUGAAGCGAGGGAGGAGAUCGAGUCCAACCCAAUGUUGCUGUUAGAAAACCGAACUCAACAAUCCCAGUACGAGAUGGAAGUAUUGGAGUCGCUUGAAGAUCUACGUGAAAUGAAUGAUCGGCAUGCAGGUAUUGAUCUUGGAAAAAUUGCAGAGAAGUUCGAAACUGAACGAAAGAUGACACAGGAACAAGUGGAGGAAGCAGAAAGAUUAGCAGCAUUACAAGCACUUGGUUAUGAAAUGAUAGAAGGACAAAUGGUAAAAAGAGUUGCUCCUGAAGAAUUAGAGGAAGAAAAACCACUAAAGAAGAAAAUCAAAAUAGAAAAGGAUACCAAAGUUACCGAUGUCCUUACAAGUUCUUCGCUGAGUGUUGGAGAUAAAUUUAAAAAGGGUAACAUGAAAUCUAGGCUGGCAGGCAUGAUUAAAAUUAAAGAUUCACAAACAAAAAGGGAUAAAAGCACAAAUGAACCUAAAGGACCCAAAUCAACUAAAUUAACAGAUGUACCGUUACCGAACACAUCAAAGCCGGUAGUUCCUUUAUCAUCAUCAGAUAAAAGUGUUGAUAAAGUUUCAUCUAGUACAUCUGUGGUAAAAGAUGAGGUACAGAAUGUUGUAUCAAAAGGUCCUAGUGGGUUGUCAUUCCUAGGGGCAUAUUCUGAUUCAGAGUCUGAUGAGAGUAACUGAGUAUCUUUCUCCAGCUGUUACUAUUUUGUUCUUGUUGAAAUA
Molecule: messenger RNA, 1292 nt
Organism: Homarus americanus (American lobster)
Lineage: Eukaryota; Metazoa; Arthropoda; Malacostraca; Decapoda; Nephropidae
Product: splicing factor YJU2-like
Exons: 1
Coding region: 201-1250 (349 amino acids)
Biological process (GO): mRNA splicing, via spliceosome
Cellular component (GO): U2-type catalytic step 1 spliceosome
Source: RefSeq, a predicted model, not a curated record